Ceratotherium simum simum (southern white rhinoceros) is the source of this 890-nucleotide messenger RNA. RefSeq names its product RAB7B, member RAS oncogene family (gene RAB7B). Gene Ontology annotation, biological process: phagosome-lysosome fusion; endosome to lysosome transport. Gene Ontology annotation, cellular component: phagocytic vesicle; late endosome; lysosome. The record is from RefSeq and is a predicted model, not a curated record. Gene Ontology annotation, molecular function: GTPase activity; GTP binding. Lineage: Eukaryota; Metazoa; Chordata; Mammalia; Perissodactyla; Rhinocerotidae.
CCCUUUUCACCCCACCCCCUCCACCCACACAGCUGAGGUCACCCCGGCCCAGCCUCUUUUGCAACUUUCCCAAGUCUGUGCAUGAGAGGGAGAGGAGGAAAAUUCAGAAGGAAGUGUCUUGGCCUCAACAAACUCUUUUUUGCUCCCAAAGCCUUUUUCCUCCGACCCGGCUGAGACUUGCUCUAACAGGAGACCCCUGACUCAGAGAGGACUCCUGCCCGCCUUUGGAGGCUGAAUGCUAAGCAGCUACAACCGCUCUGAAGCCCCUCAUGAAUCCCCGGAAGAAGGUGGACCUGAAGCUCAUCAUCAUUGGAGCCCUGGGUGUAGGAAAGACCUCCCUCCUCCACCAAUAUGUGCACAAGACAUUUUACGAGGACUAUCAGACCACACUAGGGGCCAGCAUUCUCUCCAAGAUUAUCAUACUGGAUGACACAACUUUGAAGCUACAGAUCUGGGACACAGGCGGACAGGAGCGGUUCCGCUCUAUGGUGUCCACGUUCUACAAAGGCUCUGAUGGCUGCAUCCUGGCUUUUGAUGUCACCGACCUGGAGUCCUUUGAAGCCCUGGAUACCUGGCGGGGUGAUGUUCUCGCCAAAACCAUUCCAAUGGAGCAGUCCUACCCCAUGGUGGUGCUGGGCAACAAGAUUGAUCUGGCAGACCGGCAGGUGCCACGGGAGGUAGCCCAAGGCUGGUGUAAAGAGAAGGAUAUUCCCUAUUUUGAAGUCAGUGCCAAGAAUGACAUCAAUGUGGUACAAGCCUUUGAGAUGCUGGCCAGUCGGGCUCUGUCGAGGUACCGAAGCAUCAUAGAGAAUUACCUCACAGACUCCAUCAAGCUCUCACCAGAAGACCAGAACAGGAGUAAAUGCUGCUGACCUUCCAGACGCCCUCGG